Molecule: messenger RNA, 1148 nt
Organism: Cygnus olor (mute swan)
Lineage: Eukaryota; Metazoa; Chordata; Aves; Anseriformes; Anatidae
Gene: BABAM1
Product: BRISC and BRCA1 A complex member 1
Biological process (GO): double-strand break repair; positive regulation of DNA repair; protein K63-linked deubiquitination
Cellular component (GO): BRCA1-A complex; nuclear body; BRISC complex
Source: RefSeq, a predicted model, not a curated record
GAGCGCGGCUGCGGCAUGGACACGUCGGAGCCGGGCAGCGCCGCCGAGGAGGAGGAGGAGAAGGCGCCGGAGCAGCGGCCCCGCACCCGCUCCAACCAGGGCGCUGAGGACCGGGCGCUGAGCGCCCAGGCCAGCGUGGGCAACCGCAGCGAGGGCGAGGGCGAGGCGGCCAGCGCCGAGGACAGCCCCCAGGGCACCGCCGCCCCCGACGGCACCGCCUGGCCCGGCCCCGCGCACCCCACCGAGGUGCAGGUGAAGACGCCGCGGGUGAACUGCCCGGAGAAGGUGAUCAUCUGCCUGGACCUGGCCGAGGAGAUGGCCCUGCCCAAACUGGAGUCGUUUAAUGGGUCCAAGACCAACGCGCUGAACAUCUCCCAGAAGAUGAUCGAGAUGUUCGUGAGGACGAAGCACAAGAUCGACAAGAGCCACGAGUUCGCGCUGGUGGUGGUGAACAACGACGCCACGUGGCUCUCAGGGUUCACCUCGGACCCCCGCGAGGUCUGCAGCUGCCUCUACGACCUGGAGACUGUCGUCUGCAAGUCCUUCAAUCUGGAGGGGCUCUUCAACCUCAUCCAGCAGAAGAUCGAGCUGCCGGUGACGGAGAACGUGCAGACCAUCCCGCCGCCCUACGUGGUGCGCACCAUCCUGGUGCUCGGCCGCCCGGGCUGCCAGCCCCAGUUCUCCGCCUCGGAGCAGAUGAAGAAGAUGCUGCAGUGCCCCUACUUCUUCUUCGACGUGGUUUACAUCCACAACGGGGCGGAGGAGAAGGAGGACGAGACGAGCUGGAAGGAGCUGUACGCCUUCUUCAGCAGCCUGGACGCCAAGGGCACCAACUACAAGUACGAGGUGGCGCUGAUGGGGCCGGCCGUGGAGCUGCACAACUGCAUGGCCAAGCUGCUGGCGCACCCCCUGCAGCGCCCCUUCCAGACCCACGCCGCCUACAGCCUGCUGGAGGGCGACGAGCCCCCCGAGGCCGAGGCCACCGUGUGAGCCCCCCCCACCCCCCACCCCGAGGUCAAGGUCACCGUGUGAGCCGGGCACACGGGGCCACCGUGGAGCCGCCGCCGCGUGCCGGGCGCUGCCCCAGGAGCGACCCCGCGCGCGCGUUUGCCGGGUGGUGGGGAUUGGGGAAAAAAAACGUGUUUUCA